UGUCUAUCCAUUGUUUGCCAGCAUUUCCUCUUCUUCAUCAAGACUUUCAUCCUUGAAAGGCCUUUCGACCUUGUUCUGCACGUUCUUCUCGCCAUUUCUUGCGUAGAAAUAUUUGCGUACUUCGCUAGACCGGCAGGAUCCGCUGGUCUCGUCUAGAACCACAAACUCUGCUUUAAUUUGGCAGUUUGUUUUCUAGCUGGUCCACCGACUCGAAGUCAGGACAAUUUAUCACGACUCUGACGAGUACAACAAGGAAAAAACCGUUUUACCGACAUCGCUGGUUGAACAAUCUUUACUAACCCUGACAAGCCCCAGUCUUAUCCCCCAGCCCUCACCCUUUUUAUCUUUGUAUCUUUUUCGCAUAUCAAUAUGAGUUAUCGUCCUCCGUCGACCAGCCCUAGCCCCUCUCCGGCUCCACAUGAUGUCGGCAAAAACCGUCAGUCCAUGGGCCCAGCCACUCGUGGCGGCUUUGCUGCCCCUCCUUCCCCCCGUCCAGGAGCAGGCAACAGCGCUCGGCCUACUAGCGAACUCCUGGGAAGCGCUGGAUUAUUUCAGCAGACUCCAGAAGCUGAAGCCUUAGAUCAAUGGUUCGAAAAUCUUCAGAAUUACGAAGCUACCCUAGAGGAAAUGGCUGCUGCUUCUUUGGACGUUAAUUUUAAAGAGGAACUUUCUGCCAUUGAGCAAUGGUUCAAAGUUCUCUCUGAAGCUGAGCGCACAGCCGCUCUGUAUAGUCUUCUUCAACAUUCGACUCAAGUUCAAAUCCGCUUUUUCAUCACGGUCCUUCAGCAGAUGGCUAGAUCGGACCCCAUGACAGCUCUGCUGAGUCCAGCAAUGGGCGGCUCUAUGCAAAGUCAGAUGGAAGCUAAGCUCGCGACUCUCAAAUCUCCUGGGCUUAAAUCAGGUCUCCCUGCUUCUCCUACCGCCCGAAACUUUAGUGGUAGUGCAGGUCCCGGAAAUCGUCAGUCCCUCGCUCUGGACAACUCAUCCAAUUUUCUAUCACCCGAUUCUGCUGCCCUUCCGUCGGAUCCUGCUGCGACUCUUGCGCAGCAGCGUGCCAAAUUUAAGGCUAGCAAUGCCGCGCACAGGAUUUCAGCACCUGUGUUAGCUUCUGUCGGAACUGAAAAUCGUGUUACUUGGGGGAACACUGGUGGUAGUUCACAGCUUGGUCAGGUUGCUGAACAAAAUGGCGGAUCGCAAGACCUUGUUAUUAAUAGCUCUCGGCCCAAGAGCACGGAGUUUUCGGGUACUAUCGGCUCGCCUCGGGUACCCGUCAGCGCCUCCAACAACGAGGUCACUGUCUCGAACGAAACCGGAAGCUGGGCGAGUAUGGUGAACACUCCGCUCAUCCCUAUGUUCCAAAAGGAUAGUCGUAUGAAUCCGAGCCUAGAUGCCGCUGCAACCAAGUUGAACGAAUGGUCCGCCAACAAGAAUGCUACUCCUGGCGUCCCUCGCAUGGGUGACCCUACUAUUCACAGGCGGAACAAAAACAACAACGACGAUGAUAACGGGCAAUAUAACCACGGGAAUAACAGAAUGAGAAAUGCAAACUUUGGUGCUGGUGCGCCGGGGGCCGGUUGGUCUGGGGUUGGCGUGCGGAGCCCGGCGCUCCCGAACAGUGCGUCCAAUCGAUUAGAUGAAAAUGGCCUUGCCAACGCUAUGGCAGGCCUGAACGGUCUAGGAAUGCAGAUGGGCGGAGGUGGAUUUGGCAUGGGCAUGGGCAGUCCAGGGCUUGGUAUGGGCAUGCCCAAUCUUGCUGGAAUGUCUGGAAUGUCUCCAAUUGCCCCUUUUAACAUGCAAAUGCUUGCCGCCAUGGGAAUUUCACCCGAAGCGCAAUUACUUGCAGCACAGAUGGCCGCGAAUGGAUUUGGACAGCAAGGAUGGAUGGGAAUGCAUAAUGGACCCGCGAGCGCCGGUGCUAGUUCGAGGAGAGGCCCGCAUAGUGCGAGGUCUGUGAAGAGUCCUAGUAGCACCGCUGGUGGCGCUACACCUAAGGGUGAAGAAGACGUUGACCCCCAUGUACUCAACGACGUGCCUGCUUGGUUAAGAAGCCUGAGGUUACACAAGUAUACUCCUAACUUCGAGGGUAUGAAGUGGCAGGAUAUGGUGGUGCUUGACGAGGCUCAGUUGGAAGGAAAAGGCGUUGCUGCACUGGGAGCUAGACGUAAGAUGUUGAAAACGUUCGAGCUCGUUAGGAAAAAGAUGGGAAUCGAAGGAGGGCCUCCUAGCAGCCAGCCUCCCAGUGCGGUGCUGUCGCUCCAAUCUGCUUGAGCGUAAUCGGUGUUUGCUCUUGGGCAUUGGAAACCCAUUUUAAUAACUCAUCGUUUGCCUACUUCAGGUUUCCUUCUUUUCCUUUCCGAAGUGUUUCUACCCUCCUUUGCUUACCGAAUAGGAUUCACGAACCUCUCUUUCUUCUAAAUGAAUCACCGUCGUCCCUUUCUGAUCUACCUGUUUCGCUAACUGGUUUCGAUUUAUAUAUGUCUCCUUCCGUCGACCUAUCUGUAUGUGUAACUAUACUAAUUAUCGGUCUUGCCAUCCUUAUUAUUGAUGUUGAGCUAUUAAGCUAGACUGAGCUUCGGUACAACGUACCGGAGAUUCAUGAGACUCGAAAACGUGGGGGUCCGUUCUUGGUCCGUUUUUGCAAUCUGGG
Messenger RNA from Lentinula edodes (shiitake mushroom), 2647 nucleotides. RefSeq lists its product as uncharacterized. Lineage: Eukaryota; Fungi; Basidiomycota; Agaricomycetes; Agaricales; Omphalotaceae. Bases 370 to 2268 code for a protein of 632 amino acids. The record is from RefSeq and is a predicted model, not a curated record. The transcript is spliced from 4 exons. Gene Ontology annotation, biological process: regulation of mRNA stability; nuclear-transcribed mRNA poly(A) tail shortening. Gene Ontology annotation, molecular function: protein binding; translation repressor activity; mRNA binding. Gene Ontology annotation, cellular component: P-body.